This is a messenger RNA of Clupea harengus (Atlantic herring), 5349 nucleotides long. It is a transcript of the gene slc2a1b, whose product is annotated as solute carrier family 2 member 1b. The record is from RefSeq and is a predicted model, not a curated record. NCBI's taxonomy places the organism in Eukaryota, Metazoa, Chordata, Actinopteri, Clupeiformes, Clupeidae. Gene Ontology annotation, molecular function: D-glucose transmembrane transporter activity. Gene Ontology annotation, cellular component: plasma membrane; apical plasma membrane; basolateral plasma membrane. Gene Ontology annotation, biological process: dehydroascorbic acid transport; response to insulin.
CAGUCCCAGUCUUGCGUCAGCCAAUCACGCUAGAUGGUUGCCACGAAAUAUAUUUACCGGUUUGUUUCCUCUGAGACACAAUUCUUGGGUUAGACACUGAUGUGAAGUUAUUACGCAGAAGGAAAACUUCGGGGCAUCGCCACAGCAGAGAACACAAGAACACAAAAAUAAUAGUUGUGAUGGACUUUUGAGAGAACACAGCAUCGUUCGAGUUGCUCUUGAAGAAGACCUCAAUCGCGAGUUUCCAGCUAUUUCCAUACGUUUAUUGUUUUGUCGUUAUUACUCAUUUCCGAGACAAAAUGAGAUACUGACCGCAAAUAAAGAACAAGACUGUGAAGGAGAAGGAACAACACUUACGAAGACCAUUGCUAUACCGGACCUGUUGAGUUACUUUUAUCAAACCAAAUGGAUUCCGGAGGCAAACAAGUGACCCUCCCGCUGCUGUUGGCGGUAGGGACCGCUGUGAUUGGUUCGCUCCAGUUUGGCUACAAUACCGGUGUCAUCAACGCCCCUCAACAGAUCAUUGAGGCAUUCUACAAUGAGACCUGGUUCGAUAGAUAUGAGACCCAGAUCACCAAAACCAACCUCAUCACACUGUGGUCCAUCUCAGUGUCCAUGUUCUCAGUGGGAGGCAUCUUCGGCUCCUUCUCCGUGGGUCUUUUUGUCAACCGCUUUGGAAGGAAGAACUCCAUGUUCAUGGCCAACGUUCUAGCCUUCAUAUCUGCUGCCCUCAUGGGAUUUUCCAAGUUGGCCGCUUCCUGGGAGAUGCUCAUGGUUGGCCGCUUCGUUAUAGGCCUCUACUCCGGCCUCUCCACGGGUUUCGUGCCCAUGUACGUGGGCGAGGUUUCACCCACCUCCCUCCGAGGGGCCCUGGGUACCCUUCACCAGCUGGGCAUUGUGACUGGUAUCCUGAUCGCACAGGUGUUUGGCAUGGAGAGCCUCUUGGGUAACGCCGACCUUUGGCCCCUCCUGCUGAGCUUCACCUUCAUCCCGGCGGUGGUUCAGUGCAUCAUGCUGCCCUUCUGCCCCGAGAGCCCACGCUUCCUGCUCAUCAACCGCAACGAGGAGGCCAAGGCCAAGACCGUUCUGAAAAAGCUGCGCGGGACGACGGACGUGGGUGCAGACAUGCAGGAGAUGAAGGAGGAGAGCAGGCAGAUGAUGAGGGAGAAGAAGGUGACCAUCCCCGAGCUCUUCCGCUCGCCCGUCUACCGCCAGCCCAUGUUCAUUGCCAUCAUGCUGCAGCUCUCCCAGCAGCUGUCUGGCAUCAACGCCAUCUUCUACUACUCCACCCGGAUCUUUAAGAAGGCUGGAGUGUCCCAGCCUGUGUACGCCACCAUCGGAGCCGGCGUGGUCAACACAGCCUUUACUGUGGUCUCGCUCUUUGUGGUGGAGCGCGCUGGGCGGCGGUCCCUGCACAUGCUGGGGUUGGUGGGCAUGGCUGCGUCUGCUGUGCUGAUGACCAUCGCUCUGGCCCUUCUGGAGAAACUGAAGUGGAUGUCGUACCUGAGCAUUGUGGCCAUAUUUGGCUUUGUGGCAUUCUUCGAGAUUGGCCCGGGCCCCAUCCCCUGGUUCAUCGUGGCCGAGCUCUUCAGCCAGGGACCCCGGCCCUCCGCCAUGGCUGUGGCUGGCUUCUGUAACUGGACGGCCAACUUCAUCGUGGGCAUGGGCUUCCAGUAUGUGGAGGAGAUCUGUGGGCCGUAUGUGUUUGUGAUCUUCACCAUCCUCCUCCUCUUCUUCUUCGUCUUCACCUACUUCAAAGUCCCAGAGACCAAGGGCCGGACAUUCGACGAGAUCUCCGCCGGGUUCCGCCAGUCCGGCGCCGCCGGUGCCGAGAAGCACCCGGAAGAGCUCAACAGCCUAGGGGCAGAUUCUCCGCUCUGAGAUAUCUCCCCCACCAUGACCCCACCCCCCACCCCCCAUACCCCCAUCCCACCCCUCCUCCCAGUCCUGACGGGGUCUCCUACCCCCUUACCCCCUCCUUCUGCAAUUUGAGCACUGCCCUCCCCCCUGCACUCUUAACUCUAGACUGGUAGACUGGCUUAAUAGGCUAACACACUCCCAGAAUCAGUAGAGUAGACAUUCAUCGUCAACAGCCUUGACCCUUGACCUAGCCUCCCCGUCUCCCCCCCUCUGAGACCCAGGUCUUGGAUUUUAGAGGAGGAGAUAAGGGUUGACGGGGAGGAGAGGACGAGGAGAAGAGAGGAGGGUUUGCGAUGGGUCAGAAGGACACGAGCGAGAACGAUGAUCGCGGGGUGGUGUGAUAUACCAGCCGCCUGUUUUUUUAUACUUCCCUUGAACUGACCCUGCUUGUGCUAGCUCUAAAUGUUUACUCCUAGACUGUUACUUUACACUGUACUGACUCGAGGUUUGACUGUGAAGACGGUGAUGCCUCCACUUUUCCUCUCUUUCUCUCACCCCUGCCUCUCGUUUUCCUUUCUCACCAGUAUACGUGCUUUAGUGGGUCUCACGCACUGGCCUACUUCUUGUAGAUGUCGGGGCUUUUGUUAUUUUUAAGUCCAGCAGCCCAUAACCCUGGUUUCGUGGGUUUGAGAAAAACCUGCUGAACGUUGCUGAAGUAUACCUGUAAGUGAAGAGAUGGGAACGAGACCUUUAUCAAAAUUGUUGGCUGUUUUGGCCCAGUGCUCGUGUCAUGCCAGACCAGCAGGGGGCAAUAGUGAAGCACUCAUUUCAGUUCCCUACUUGACAUAAGGUUUCAGGUGUCUAUGUGAGGUUACUGAGCUACGGAGACCUAAAACUGUAUUUAUUUCUCUGACAUUUCUUGAUGAAUAGAAUCUCGUAUAUUUUAGUGCUUACACUGAUUUUAAAUGAUCAUUUUCUAAAGAAUCGUAUCAUGUAAAUAUAUAUUUUUUACACAUCUCGUUUGAAGUUCUUUUAUCUGCAUAUGAAACUGUCAGUAAAUAUUACCUAAUGAAAUGUAGAGACACAGAUAAACCAAAUCAUGAAGUUAAGAUGCUGUAGAAAAUCCUAGCAAGAGUUUCAAACUAUUGCAUGAAGAAGAAAACAACAAUGCUGAAAGAUUAAAAGUUACAUCUGCAGGAGGAACCUUAGAGCUUACAUUUGACUGCUUCUGGUGGCACCCCUGCUCAGAAUGUAGGCUGACUACUGGGGGUGGUUAGGGACUUCUUCAUCAUCAUCAUCACCUCUCACAAUAACAUCCAUUCUGAUGUUCCUUUGGCAGAAACAAUUCAUCAGGUGCCUUAACACGUCAAUCCAAACCCAAUCGAUAUUUUUGCGGUUGUAAACCACCUCACCCAAACCAACCAAAACCCCACUUCUGCAAAGAUUGUUGGCUUUUUGUUUGCUUUUGCACCCAUCACUAGUUGAAUGUAAACUCUUCAUAUGUGUCCUUGACAGUGCAGAAGGGGACAGGCAUGGUGCAUCCUUUGAAAGAGGGACCAAAUCAGACGCCUUGGUCUUCUAUCGUUUUGCACACCCCCUUUAGAAAUCACACUCUGUUUGGUGGGCCACCGGAAAUCAUGGUAUGCGUUGGUAGCUGCUUGUCAAGCUGGUCUCGCCCAGUGUCUAGUCUGCAUCGUCCUCUCUGCCUCUGCCACCCCUUCCCGAGUUGACUCCGAUGACAGGGCUGCCUUGUGUGGUGUUUUGCAUUCUGAAGUUGCAGUCACAUCUGUGUGAUGUUUUAUCUGCUGUCUCAAACCUGCUGUGUCACUUCAGAGUGUUCUGUCGUUUCCUAACAGCACUUUAGUAGCCUGCCACUGCCAGCCUAUAACUCACCAGCUAGUGUGUUUUCACAGCUAGCGUGGUCUGGAAACCUUCAAUUGAAAGACGAUUGGCCUGAGACUUCCUCCCAGACCAGUCAGCCAGUUGAGGUGAGCAUCGUAUACCAUCAAGCCUUAAAAGAAGGCCUGCUUUGAAGAUGCUGCAGUUUGGUCUUUUUUACUCAAGGUCGUGGGUAGGUUUUGUCUAAAUGUCCUUAAUCUGGACCAGAAUGUUGAAUUGAAGGUCUGCCUGAAUGUUUGUGUUCUUCACUGCAAAGGCAUUCAGUCACAUUCAAUGAAAUUUUGGUCUAAACCUUAGCUUUUAGUUCAAGCAGCACACUUCACCCAAAUGAAGCUCAAUGAGGGUUUCCAGACCACAGUGAAUACUCUACAAAUGUGGGAUGGCAAUGUUAGGCUAGCACUUUUUUUCCAUUCAUUAGUUCCCCUUGUAAAAAGAUGUUUUGGUUGAGUAUACAAAGUCAUGUAUUUCUGUUACUGAACGUUAAAAGACUGAGAAUGCCAAUACUGGAUGUAUUUAACCUGUUGACAACAUUUGUGUUGGUAAGCACAUCGGUGUAUGACUGAGGAAGACUUUAAAUGACACAAAUCACAUUUAAUCACACCAUAAACCUUACCUUUCCAGUUACUGAGACUAAGGCAUUGUUAGGGUCCAAAUAGGCCUGUUGCCACAAACCGUGAUCAAUUGGCAAAGUCCAUGCAUUCCAUGAUUAAGAAAAACUAAAAAGACCCUGCUGAGACAUAUCUGUAGGCCUAUAGUGGUCUGAGCAUUAAUAAGCUAAGUAGUCUAAAAGAUGUCAUAGAAAUAGUUGUACCAAAUAUUUGGCCUGGCCUAUGUUGUGAGCAUCUGUGUUUGUGUCACAGUGAAGCAACUGCACCUGAGUCUUGUGUGCAUUGGAAGAGUGUUCUACAAGUGAAGUCAAGUGGAGUUUCUGUUCUGCAAGUUACACCUGUAUUUAUAAACAGCCAUCCAACCUACACAAAGCAAACCUUACCACAACAGGUCUUGAUUUUUUUUGUAGAGAGCUGAACUUGUGUUUUUCUCCGAUAGGUCCACAAGUUGUUUUUGUAUUGUAUUCAGUUUUUAAAUAGUAUAAAUAAUCAAAGAGUAUGAUAAGAAAUGGUUAAAGGGUGCCUCCCAGAUUAAUGUUAAAUCCCUCCCCCGCCCCAUUUUUUCUCACGCUAUUUACUUUUUCACCUCUGAUGCACUGUCCACCAUUCUAAUACUGUACAUCAUCUUAACAAGGCUUUUAACAUCUACAAUUCAAUGAUAAACUAUUUAUUAGUGUAAUUUAAUUCGUUUUUUUGUUGGUUUUCAAAUUGAGUUAAAACUAUCUCUUUUAAGAAAAAUCCCUGUGUGUGUGUGUGUGUGUGUGUGUGUCUGUGGGUUAGAAGAAUGACGUCAAUGGAUUUGUUUUUCACGAAAAACCCUGUGUGUGAGUGUGUCUGUGGGUUAGAAGAAUGCCGUCAACGUUUUGUAAAAAUGUGCCAUGAACAUGUACGUAUGCUUGUCCUGACUGUUGUUCUGCCCUUUUUUGUAAGAUGUACAAAAGUUAGUUUGGUGUUUGAAACAAUAAAAGAACACAGGAAUCCA